AUGGCUUCCCUUCUUCCCAGGGACGGCAACCCCAAGGACGACAACGCUCUGCUCGACCUUUUCAAGGAUCCCUUUGCGUCCACCCUCGCCUCCUCCUCCCUCUACUCCGCCAUUGGCGUCUCCGUCGGCUUCACACUUUUCCUCGCCGUCUGUUUCUCUCUCCUCCGCCCUCACAACCAGGCCGUCUACGCUCCGAAGGUCAAGCACGCCGACGAAAAGCAUGCGCCCCCGACGAUAGGAAAGUCGCUAUUUGCCUGGGUCCCUCCCGUCCUCCACACCAACGAAGAUGUCCUCAUGCAGACUGUUGGUAUGGACGCCACCAUUUUUAUCCGCUUCAUGCGCAUGUGUCGCAACAUGUUUCUCGCCCUGAGCGUCGUCGGCGUCGGCAUCCUCGUUCCCGUCCACCUUACCAAGGCCGCCAUCCGCGACAAGAGCGAGCUCGGCUGGCUCACCAAUAUAUCUCCUCUCAACGUCUUUGGUCGUGCCCAAUGGGUUCAGGUCGUAGCCGCCUAUCUUUUUGACAUCAUCGUCGCCGGCUUCCUCUGGUGGAACUACCGCGAGAUUGCCCAGCUUCGCCGCAGGUAUUUCGAGACGGACGAAUUCCAAACCAGCCUUGCUUCCAGAACCCUCAUGCUCUACGACUUGCCUCGCGAGUGCGCAUCCGACGAAGGCAUUGCCCGCAUCAUCGACCAGGUCGCGCCCAGCUCGUCCUUUGCCAGGACCGCCAUUGCCAGGAACGUCAAGGAGCUGCCCCAGCUCAUCGAGCAGCACGACCACACUGUGCGCAAGCUCGAAGCCGUUCUCGCCAAAUACCUCAAGAACCCCGCCAAGCUGCCUCCCAACCGCCCUACUUGCAAGCCCUCCAAAAAGGAUCAUGCCUACGGCUCCUAUCCCAAGGGUCAGAAACUUGACGCCAUCGACUACUACACCAAGCGCAUUCGCGAUCUCGAAACCGAGAUCAAGCAGGUCCGGACCACAGUCGACAAGAGAAGCACCAUGCCCUAUGGUUUCGCCAGCUACAGUGACAUCGCCGAAGCCCACAGCAUUGCCUAUUCUUUUCGUAAGAAGAAGCCCCAGGGCACCACCGUUACUCUCGCACCCCGUCCCAACGACAUCAUCUGGCGCAACAUGCCGCUCUCCACUUCUGUCCGCAGCCGUAGACGGUGGGCGAACAGUUUCUGGAUGGCCAUUCUCACUGUCCUCUGGAUCGGUCCUAAUGCCUUGAUUGCCAUGCUUUUCGUCAACCUCAGCAACCUCGGACGCCUCUGGCCUGCCUUCAAGACCUCGCUCGAGGCCAACCCUAGGUUCUGGGGUCUCGUCCAGGGUAUUCUCGCGCCCACCUUGACCUCUCUCGCCUACCUAGUCCUGCCCGUGAUCUUUCGCCGUCUCUCUACCAAAGGUGGCGACCAGACCAAAACCGGCCGAGAGCGACACGUCAUUGGCAAAAUGUACGCCUUUUUUGUCAUCAACAAUCUCGUCGUCUUUUCCUUUUUUUCCACCGUAUUCACCUUUGUCUUCAACAUUAUCCGCAACGCCACCUCGGGAGAGUCCGGCUGGGACGCAAUCAAGGGCGCAAACAAGGAUAAUGGCAAAAGCAUCGUCGACGGCUUGUUCCAAGCCUUAUGCUCCAACGGCGUUUUCUGGGUCACGUACUUGCUCCAACGUCAGCUCGGCGCUGCUACCGAUCUGGCGCAGCUCUGGUCGCUGACCAGGGCUUUUUUCCUCAAGAAAUUCUCCAGCCCGACGCCCAGAGAGCUCAUCGAGCUUACCGCGCCCCCUCCUUUUGAAUAUGCCAGCUACUACACCUACUUUUUAUUUUACGCCACCUCGAGCCUUUGCUUUGCCGGCAUCAUGCCGCUUGUACUGCCCGCCGCCGCCAUGUACUUUACUCUCGACCACUACCUGAAAAAGUACCUCAUUUUGUACCGCUUCGUCACCAAGACCGAAUCUGGCGGACUUUAUUGGCGCACUGUGUUUAAUCGCUUCAUCUUUGGCACCAUGCUGGCCAAUUGUGUUGUUCUCCUUACCACCUGGGUUCGCGGCGACGGCGACCACAUUCAAUUCUUUGCCGUCAUUCCCCUCCCCUUCCUCAUGUUUGGAUUCAAGCUUUAUUGUGCCAAUACCUUUGACAACAAGAUUCGCUUCUACAGUUUACUUAAUGUCCGCAAGAACCCCGAGGCAGCUCGUGCCCAGGCCGACCGCCAGCGAAGCGAAAAGCUGGCCAGCCGAUUCGGCCACCCUGCUCUAUACAAGAAGCUGAUUACGCCCAUGGUCAAUCAAAAAGCUCAAAAUUUGCUGCCCUCUGUUUACUCGGGCAGACUGACUGACGGCAGAGAUGUGGAGGCAAGCGAUCUCAUGAGUGUCAGUGGCUACUCUGACAUGUACGCACUCGACAGCAUGAAGGCUGGCAAGGCCGGCAAAGCCGCUGGCGUGCCGGGCUUCGAGUUUGUGUCUGAGAAUCACAUGGAUUUUGAAUACUUCAAAAACCGAGCAGAAUUUCUCGACGAGCAUGGCGGUGCCGAUUUUUACGGUAUUGAAAGUGAUAGAGCCACUACGCGAGCCGGAACGCCCGUCUCUUUUGACGAGCGCCCUGGGAGUGCCAUGUCGGGUCGCACGGCGCCCUUUAGCGCCCCACGACGUGUCGGCACUGGCAUGUCGGACACAAGCUAUCACUCAUACCGACCACAGGCCAACAAUGUGUAUGCGGACGGUGCUCACUCUCGCCAGGCAUCUGCCAACGAACUAGACCGCAUGCGCAGCCCUCUGGGCAACUUUGACAACUCGAGCUCGACUGGUUUGGUGCACGCUCAGCCGAUAGCCGGCUUUUCGGAUGUGCCCGUGGACGGUAGAGGCAGCCCUGGACCUCAGGCCUAUCCUCGCUCUCAAGACGGAUUCGACUCGGGUAGAGCCAGCCCCGCGCCAGGACGUAGCAUAAUUGGAAACCGUGGAUAUCAGCCGCUGGACUCGGGCCGAGCAAGCCCGGUACCCCGCCCUGGCGCGUAUCAAGAAGUGCCUCCGCAUGAAGACCGAAUGAGCCCGGCGCCUCAAUCGCGAUCGCAAUCUCCCGGCCCGGCCGCCGGGCCAAUGGGAGCCACUCUACGACAAACGACUCAGAGCCCGGCGCCGCGGCAGAUGAGCCCUGCUCCUCGACACACACAAUCUCCAGCUCCUAGACACACACAGAGUCCCGCUCCUGGGCGAACGCAAUCCCCCGGCCUGGCAGCUGGUCCUGUGGCUUCUAUGCCUCAGCCUACCCAGCCGCAGCAAAAUCCUUUUGGGCAGGACCAUCCAGGGCUUUAUCACGACGACUUUGAAGGGGUGCCAGGGCAGCCGGGAUUUUACGGAGCCCCGCCGGCGCAAGGGCAAGGACAGGGACAGCAGGAUUACCGCAGAGGGAACCAGAGCAACCACCCGCAUCAGGGCUGGUAA
Messenger RNA from Beauveria bassiana ARSEF 2860, 3429 nucleotides. Its product is annotated as DUF221 family protein. The transcript has a single exon. The coding region runs from base 1 to 3429 and encodes 1142 amino acids. Gene Ontology annotation, molecular function: calcium-activated cation channel activity. The record is from RefSeq and is a predicted model, not a curated record. Lineage: Eukaryota; Fungi; Ascomycota; Sordariomycetes; Hypocreales; Cordycipitaceae. Gene Ontology annotation, cellular component: plasma membrane.